Molecule: messenger RNA, 2169 nt
Organism: Penicillium brasilianum
Lineage: Eukaryota; Fungi; Ascomycota; Eurotiomycetes; Eurotiales; Aspergillaceae
Source: the annotation of a GenBank genome assembly
AUGGACCCAACUGCCGCAGCUCGGAAGAGACGACGUCGACGGGUUGCCGAAGAGAAUCGAAAGCGAGCUGCUCGAGCGUGUGAUCGCUGCAAAGCUCGAAAGAGCAAGUGCGUGGAGUCAGGCUUCGGACAAUGUCAAAGAUGCUUGACUGGAAAUCUAGAUUGCAAAUUCGAGAAAGAAAGAACUCCACUAGAUGAGGACUCUCAAAGCGUGCAUUCCCACGCGAACCCACAUGGGACCUCAACUAGCCAUGCCAGGGACAGCCCUCGAGACAACAUCUGUGCUGAAAGUCAAGAGCUUUUAUCGCCCGAGUCUGCAUUGUCGCAAGGCCUUGUCAAGCAUGUCGUUGCCGAUAACUCACAACGGGUUCAGUGGCCCAAUAUUCUUUCACGACUUCGCGAAGCGUUCUCCCUGGAGCCCCAGGCAGCCCCGGAAGAGCGCGACAUGGUCGCCAUGCAAGCACGCAUGAUCAAACCCAAGGCAUUGCACCCUUACGAGUUGACAAGACUUCGUGCAGCUAUAGACGCUUUCCCCCCACGGCCGGUUGCCGACUUCCUUCUAUCAGUAUUCACAAAGCACGCGACAGACACAUUCUUCUACUUUGAUCAGGCUCAAAUUACAGGCGAUAUUGAAGAGUUCUACACAGAUCCAAAUUCCAAUCUUAGGUCUGACCCAAGUUUUAUCGGUCUGGCAAUGGCUACCUUUGCUCUCGCGAGCCAGUGGACAACGCUAGAGCGACCGGAAGGAUCCGGUAUCAUUCGCAACCGCGAAAGUUCUGAUCUUGGAAGGAUAUUUCACCGUCAUGCCAAGACCCUGAUGCCCGAUAUACUAGAUCGAUCGUGCUUGAGGUCUAUCCAGGCACCGUUCGUGUUAGGUGUAUAUCUCAUGCCGGCAAAUGCAAUUGGUUCAUCUUAUGUCUAUAUGGGCAUGGCUCUUCGAAAAGCUUUGACCUUCGAUCUCCAUUUGAACGUGGAGGACCAAGGUAUUGAUGAGCGAGAGAAGGAGGUCCGGCGUCGUCUUUGGUGGUCCAUAUAUUCCCUCGAGCGCUGCACUACAGUGAAACUCAACAGGCCACGCUCCAUCAGUGCCGACAUAAUAACAGCUCUAAUUCCUUCCCCAUAUCCCCCUCUGGACCGACUUCAGACAUACGAUAAUAUACACUUUCAAAUAGCAUACAGCCGCUUGAUCAAGAUACUUGAUCAAGUAGCCGAUCUCGGGGACAAUCAAAUGAACGUAGAACAGCUACUGCGUUGUUCAAAAUGGGAGGCAGAUCUCAAAGAGUGGAAGAGAUCUUUACCUCAGAACUUCAAGCUGGAUCAUAUCGAUCCAAAGGCUCCGAGCUACCGCACAGUCUUUCAUCUCUACUUGAAUUAUUAUUAUUCAUGGAUUACUAUGGGCAAAGUCUCACUCGUGACUGUGGCCCGGUCCAGACUUCGACAGCAUCUCCUUCCCGAGCACCACGCACCCCAACUAAGUGGCACCGUGAAAAGGCUUUCCGAUUCCUGCACAAAAGCCGCCAGAAAGCUUUUGCGGCUAUUCGAAAAUUUGACCAAUACUCAGAACAUUACGCGUUUCUCUUUCACCGACUUCCAAGGUUGCAGUAUCGCAACUAUAGUGACCCUGGUUUCUGGUAUCCUCGAACGUGAUUCAGGGUACGAAGCUCGGGUAGCAUUCGGGCUGGAUUGUCUCAGAAACAUGGCCGCAGGAAAUAUGACUGCACAAAUGGGCGUCAGAUUUGUCGAGGCUGUUCGUUCCAUUACAAAUGAGGCUGCGGAGAAGCUCCAUUGCGCCAGCUCUUGCAGAAACAGGCAUGAGGACGUGAACUCUCACUCAACCUCUGCUUACAAUCAAUGGGCUGAGUGGCUUACUGUACAAGAGCAAGAGGAUACAUCAUGUCACCCUCAUACUGAGCCGGGCCAAUCGCAGACAUCUUCGACUUCACAGCCUGCCGUUGGUCCAUGUCUACCAUGGCAUGCUAUCGAUGAUGAUAUCUUUCACAAUACGUCUUCGCUACCCCCGCAGGAUAUCAGGGAGGCAAGAAACAACCAAUUGUUAGAAGCUACAGAUCAGUAUUUAUUUUCAGGCCUUCACGGAGACGAGCAGACUUUAUUGAUGGGCCUCACGGGGCUAGAUGCUCUAGAUUUUUCAGGACUGACAGAUCAAUUGUAA